AGGAUGAGGAGCGCGCGGAGUGUGCAGCAGAUCAAACGGAGCCUUCAUCAUCCUCCUCUCCCUCAGCGCUCUGCGGGAAUCAUCGGAGCCCCUUUCUCCAAGGGACAGCACAGAGGAGGGGUGGAGAACGGACCGGACCGGAUCCGAGCAGCGGGUCUCCUGCAGCGUCUGCAGCAGCAGGGCUGUGCAGUGAAGGAUUAUGGGAAUCUGGUGUUUGAAGAUGUGACAGAUGAUGAGCCGGUCCGAGGUUCCAACAGGGUCCGUGCAGUGGGUAGGGCCAACCAGAGGCUGUCUGAGGCGGUGCGGGAGGUGAAGGAGGACGGAUGCACGGCCGUGAUGCUGGGAGGAGACCACAGUCUGGCCAUCGGAUCCAUCCACGGUCACUGGACCGCCGUCGGACCGUUGAGUGUCCUGUGGGUUGAUGCCCACGCUGAUGUCAACACGCCUCUCACCUCGUACACGGGCAACCUCCACGGGCAACCGCUGUCCUACCUGCUGCAUGAGCUGAGGUCAAAGAUUCCUGCUCUUCCAAACUUCUCCUGGAUGGAGCCGUGUGUGUCAGCCCAGGAUCUGGUCUACAUCGGUCUGAGGGAUGUGGAUCCAGCUGAGCACUACAUCCUGAAGCUGCUGGGGGUGAAGGUGUUCUCCAUGUCAGAGGUGGACCAGCUGGGCGUGGCCAGAGUCAUGGAGGAGACGUGUGACUACCUGUGCUCCAGAGCGAAGAAACCGAUCCACCUGAGCUACGACAUCGACGCCAUCGAUCCGUCCGUUACCCCGGCAACAGGAACACCUGUCAUUGGAGGUCUCACCUACAGGGAGGGCCUGUACAUCACAGAACACCUCUGUCAGACAGGUCUGCUGUCGGCGGUGGACCUGGUUGAGGUGAACCCUCUGAGGGGACAGACCGAGGAUGAAGUCCAGUCCACCGUCAGCACCGCUGUGGACCUGUUGCUCGGAUGUUUUGGACGUGUCCGUGAAGGAAACCACCAGGUGGACUACUGCCUACCUGAGCCGUAACUGACCUGUCCUACUGAACCUGAACUCACCGCACCUCA
This is a messenger RNA of Nematolebias whitei (Rio pearlfish), 1055 nucleotides long. RefSeq names its product arginase 1 (gene arg1). The record is from RefSeq and is a predicted model, not a curated record. Bases 4 to 1017 code for a protein of 337 amino acids. Lineage: Eukaryota; Metazoa; Chordata; Actinopteri; Cyprinodontiformes; Rivulidae. Gene Ontology annotation, molecular function: arginase activity; manganese ion binding. The transcript has 8 exons. Gene Ontology annotation, cellular component: nucleus; cytoplasm; cytosol.